UGUGCGCAUAGGUCGAUUCGGCAGGAUCGAGACAUGCAAUUCAUGACAUACGUGUCUCUGUAGCAAGGAUUCAAACACGAAACGAGCUCUGUUGGGCCAACUCGUCAAUAUGGCGUUCGCGAGAGAUACUGCUGUCCAACAGACAGAUUCACAUACAUACACUGCCAACUUCAGCGGUGAUUGGGUCAUCGGCUCCGUUCCCCACGGAGGCUACGUAACGAGCAUCUUUCAAACCGUCGCAAAGAAGCAUUUCUCCACAACCCUCUCCAAGCAAAACCAACCUCAUCUCCUCGCCUUACAUCUCGAAUUCCUCCGGCGUACAGAUGUCGGUCCCGCCACCUUCGUCGUGCGAGACGUCAAACUCGGCCGGCAGAUGUCCAUCAUCCACGUGACCCUCUCCCAAGGCGACCGCGAAGAAGUCCUGGGCUACAUCACCCACACGAAUCUCGCCGCCGAACAAGGUUCCAGUUUCGACACCCACUGGGUCUCCCGUGCGGAGCUCUCCGGCGUGGAUGUGGCCACUCUCGAGAACGGGACGAAUCCGGUUUAUGUGGAGAAACAGGCUUGGCCGGAGACGAAAUUCCGGAAGGCGACGACUCAUUACCGCUCGUGGUUUCCGAGGAAAGGCCAGCCUAUCCAGUCCGGCUAUGAUUUCUGGUCGUGUCCGACGAACCCCGAGGAGCGCUGGACGCCGGAAACGCUCGGUUAUCUCGUCGAUAGUUUCCCGCAGAUUCUCGAGUCAUAUCUCUACGGCGGCCUGGAUCCGUAUAGCGUGAAACUCGACACCGAUCCGAGUCUCCGGGAGCUACGGAAGGAACGGGCCAAGGAUCUCAAACCGCACUGGUACCCGACGGUGCUGUUGAAUAUCGAUGUGAAGAAAUUGCUACCUGAGGAGGGUGUGAAGUUUUUGUUUACGAGGGUCCAGGCGAAACAGAUCAAGAAUGGAAGGUAUGAUGUCGAGGUUAUCAUUCUUGAUGAAGGCGGAGAUGUUGUGGCGCUCAGCCAUCAUAUUUGCCUUGCGGUGAGCGCGGAGAGGAAUAUGGCCGCGAGGAGGAAAGGUGGUGAGGGGACGAAGUUAUAGAUGAGAGUAAUUAUGAUUUGUAGGAGGAAGAGAAAAGAUAAUUCUAGAUGACGGUUCACUACAUAUCAUGUUCCCAUUUUCUGAAAAGAGAGGGAGAGAGAGAUAAAUAUAUGUAUAUAAAUGAACACAGUGGUCCCU
Dissoconium aciculare CBS 342.82 is the source of this 1219-nucleotide messenger RNA. RefSeq lists its product as uncharacterized. The record is from RefSeq and is a predicted model, not a curated record. The transcript is spliced from 2 exons. Bases 110 to 1081 code for a protein of 323 amino acids. NCBI's taxonomy places the organism in Eukaryota, Fungi, Ascomycota, Dothideomycetes, Mycosphaerellales, Dissoconiaceae.